UUCCGGGGGUGGCUUCCUCCCUUUGUUUGCCAAAGUUCCUUCCUACCUGUUUUCACCUGGGACUCUGCCAUGGCCAGCGCCAAGGACAGAGCCGUCCUGCAGAGCAUCCUCCACCCCAACACCCCCUUCGACGAGGAGUCCGAGGACGAGGAGACCGAGGCCACCGAGGAAGCAGAAGGCGCCUUCGACGCUGACCUUCUGAAGCAGGCCACUGACCGGGAGGUCCAAGGCGUGGCUUGGGCAGAAGCUGGAGACCUGGAGGCGGCCUUGGAAGCCUUCAGAGAAGCCAUUCUGCUGCUCCCCGAACGAGCCUCCGCCUACAACAACCGGGCCCAGGCUCUGCGGCUCAAGGGCGACACCGAGGGUGCCCUGCGAGACCUGGACACGGCGCUGAGCCUGAGCCGAGGGAGGGGCCCGGUGGCGCGGCAGAGCUUCGUGCAGCGGGGCAUGAUCCGGCUCUUGCGCGGGCAGGAGGAGGCGGCGCGCGGCGACUUUGCGGAGGCGUCCCGCCUGGGGAGCCCCUUUGCCCGGCAGCAGCUGGUGCGCAUGAACCCCUACGCCGCCCUCUGUAACCAGAUGCUCUCCGAGGUCAUGAAGCAGCUGCAGGGGCCCCUCGGACCCCCAGGGGUGGAGGGGGGGGCCCCGGGGGGAGAAGGACCCCUCCCCAAUGGCACCUGCCUUGAAUAAACAGAGGUCU
This is a messenger RNA of Anolis sagrei ordinatus, 697 nucleotides long. It is a transcript of the gene TTC36, whose product is annotated as tetratricopeptide repeat domain 36. The record is from RefSeq and is a predicted model, not a curated record. Gene Ontology annotation, molecular function: protein binding. Gene Ontology annotation, biological process: cilium assembly. NCBI's taxonomy places the organism in Eukaryota, Metazoa, Chordata, Lepidosauria, Squamata, Anolidae.